AUGCUCGAAUUUGCCGCUGUUGAGCUCGAAAUCGAGGGUUUCUACGAAACUUCGAGCUACUCCACGUACCUGCGGCCGCCGGAGGGAGUCCGUAUUUCGCGACGGACGGUGGAGAUCAACGGGAUCACGAGCGACACGGUGCGCAACGCGCCGAGCUUUGGCGAAGUGGCGGAUAGGAUUUACGAGCUCAUGGACGGCAAGGUGUGGGCGGGCCACAACAUCAGCCGGUUUGACAACGCGCGCAUCCGAGAGGCCUUCAGCAGCCUGGGCCGAGCGCCGCCUGUGCCGGCUGGCGUGGUGGACACGUACGACCUGCUGAGGAGAGAGUUCGGCACGCGAGCUGGCAACAUGAAGAUGGCAUCGCUGGGAGCCUACUGCGGCCUGGGCAUGCAAGUGCACAGGGCGAUGGAGGACGUGAGGAUGAACAUUGACGUCUUCAAGCAGUGCUCCGCCAUGCUCAUGCUGGAAAUGUGUCACCCUACUCUCUUCCACGCGCCCUCUACCCCGCCUCGCAGCAAGACACCCCCACGACACACCGCCACCGCUGAUGCGACUGCAGCUGUGAAGGCAGCAGCUGCUUCAGCAGCCAACGCAAAUCUGGUUGCUGGUGCCAGCCAAGCCAAGUCGGAGGAGGGAGAUGCUGAGGGGGAACUUGAGGAUGGGGAGGUGGUGGGGGAGGAGGAGGAAGAGGAGGAAGAGGAGAAAGAGGAGGAAGAGGAGAAAGAGGAGGAAGAGGAGGAAGAGGAGGAAUGGGAGGAAUGGGAGGAAUGUGAUUAUAAGGAAGCAAGAUUCCACAAGAAAGACAAGCACACAGAGAGCAUUCCUUUAAGCAAGGGAGAGGGCAAAGAGGACGGCGAGGCACAGGGGGAGGGGGGGAGGGAGGAGCAGCCGGGGGAAAGGCAGGCAGGUGUCGAGUGCGUGGUGUGUCCGCAGUGGUGGCAGCAGCAGCAGGAGCAGCACGCCAAGGAGGGCGGCCCCUGGGCCAUCACUUGCGCUCACUUCGACCCCUUCUGGCUGCAGGCACUGUGCGUGCCUGCUGCUGCUGCUGGUAGUGGUGCUGCAGGCGGCAAUGCAGGGAACGGCAGCUGCAGAGGCAGCAGGGGCAGCGGGUGGGGAGGGGGCAGGCGGUACAGCUUGAGGGGAGGGAUUGCUCGGGUGUACCCGAAUGGCUUCACGCCACAGCCACCAUCUGAUGCUCAUGAUGCCGGUGCUGCAGUGGAGGGUACGCCGGCGCGUGUGCUGCUGUUGUACAAUGGGCGGUCACUGCACCCCCCGAGAGAGAGAGAGAGGCGGUCCGACACCCACUUCUCUCUCUUUCCUCCCCUCUCCCCCGCUAGUGUGUCGGACCAUUUUGCCUUUGAGGCUUUGACGAGGCAACAGGCUGGCCGUCCUUCACCCCUCUCGCCCUCUCCCCCUGUCUCUUCCGUCCUCCUUACCAGUGUGUCGGACCGCUUUGCCUUUGAUGAGGCAUCAGGGCGCCCGUCCUUCUCUUUGCUCCUCGCCGUCUCGCCCGCCGCUGCUGCCGCCAUCACUGCUUGCUUCGACGCACUGCUGGCAUGCGUGGGGAGUGGCAGCAGCAGUGGGGGGGAUUGCAAGGAGGCAGCAGCAGCAGGGGUAAAGGGCGCGGAAGAAGAGGAGAGGCGUGGUGGGUGCAGGGAGGAGGUGCGGUCGCCCUUUGUGGCGGCAUGGGAGGACGAGGAUGGCACGAGAGUGAUCCGAGUCAAGCUGGCAGCUGAUGGCGUGAGGGGGAAUGCUGAGUGGCGCACCAAGUUCUUCUCCUGUGCUGCACCGCACACAACCGCUCUCAACCCAGCCAAUGUCAGCACCGGCUCUCCCACAUGCGCCACCAGCAACGACAGCAAGCAGCAGUCACCCGCAUCGCAGCAGCUUCACCCUGUGGACCCGCAGCAGCUGCACCUGCCCGUUGACCCACACAUGGUGGCCGCGGCUCUACCAGCAGGGGCGGUGGUGGACGUGGCCUUCCUCGUCGACUCCUACUGUGUCAAUGGCACCAGGGGGCUGCGCUUCGUGGCAGAUGUGAUCGUAGUGAGGGGGUGA
This is a messenger RNA of Closterium sp. Naga37s-1, 2058 nucleotides long. The record is from the annotation of a GenBank genome assembly. Lineage: Eukaryota; Viridiplantae; Streptophyta; Zygnematophyceae; Desmidiales; Closteriaceae.